This is a messenger RNA of Drosophila innubila, 1493 nucleotides long. RefSeq lists its product as uncharacterized. The transcript has 2 exons. NCBI's taxonomy places the organism in Eukaryota, Metazoa, Arthropoda, Insecta, Diptera, Drosophilidae. The record is from RefSeq and is a predicted model, not a curated record. The coding region runs from base 110 to 1453 and encodes 447 amino acids.
GCAGUUAUACAAAAGAUUUGACCGCGUUACCGUCAUCGUUGUCGUUGUCGUCGUCGUCAGCUUUCAGUGAUCGCCAGACUGAGGCGCGAGCGUUGAGUAUUCAAAAGUUAUGAAAUUCGCAAUUGCAAUGUCGGCACUUGGGCUGCUUCUACUUGUCGGCGCCCAGGGCACCACUAUAAUCAGCAUAAAGUAUCCGCAGCAGGGCAGGGAAGAGCUGGAGCAAACGCAGCCGGCCAAGAGGGAUCUUAGUCUAAGCUAUGCAGCCACCAAUAUUGACUCCAAAGAAGGCACACGUGUGAAGACAAUUACUGUGAUCAAGAAUGUGGGCGGCGUUGGUCUCGGCGAUUUGGGAUCGGGAUCAUCGAGUGCGGCGAGCAAUAAGCAAGUGAAGCUGGCCAUUAAUCCCGAGCUGCACAAGAACGAGGAAUGGGCUAAUGCAUUUCGGGAUAACUUUAAGUCCUACGGCGGAUUGCCCGAUGUGCCCGACAUAGACGAUCUCUUUGAUUUUGUGAAUCGCAAGAAACCAGAGGAGGCAAAGGCGAAAGAGAAUCCUACAGAGAGCACGUCAAAGGCGCCAGCACCAACAAAAGCAACAAAGGCAACAAAAGCAACCAGCGAACAUGCUGAGGAUGCUGACGACAGUGACGAGGCAAUCGUAGAGAAGAUUAAGGGAGAUGCUGAGCUGUUGCCACACAUCAAGCAGGCCAACAUACUGCGUCUGCAGGCGCAGGAACUGAAGCAACAACAACAACAACGCCAGGAGCUGGAACAGUCAAAGCGUCUGCACACACGAGAAUCUCUGGUCAAUGUCAACUAUUCGACGCCAAUGCAUUCGGUGAGCCAGUUCUUUGAGAACUAUGUGCAGGUGCUACCCAAUGGCUAUGACUACACCAAGCCCGAGCCUUGUGCUGUUCCAGUGCCGCCCGGCAACAGCAUUCAGGUGACAACGCCAUCGGGACGCACCUAUGACAUACCGCAGAGUAAUAGCAGCGGUACCAACGGCGGCGUUAAUCAUCCCUACUUGGCACCAUCACUGGCUAAGCGUACACAAAUUCAACCACAAGCACCGCCAGCUCAGUCGCCGCCAAAUUUCUCAUCGGUUAACUCGAUCGUACCGCCCAUAGUGCAACAACAGUCGCCGGGUAAUCUUCCGCCCAACAAUGCGGCACAACCACCGCCCCAGUUUGCCCAGGUUCCUGUUGCAGCAGUAGCAGCAGCAGGUGGCGUAUCCACCAGUCAGCGUCCGUAUGUGGCGCCCAGUCUACGCAACAAUGGUCUGGGCAUCAAUCGGGGAUCCCCCACGCCGCAGACACCGCUGCCGCCGUCGUUGCCUACAUAUUCAACUGGCAAUGUCAACAAUGUCAAUGGCAAUAACAAUGCUUUGCCAAGUUAUCGUACAAAUGGUUUUGGUGGUCGUCCGAAUACAUAUCGAUCGCGUGGCUUAAAAUAUUGAUACGUACAAUAGACAACUCAUAUUCUUACUAUUUUAGCAU